Molecule: messenger RNA, 357 nt
Organism: Ostertagia ostertagi
Lineage: Eukaryota; Metazoa; Nematoda; Chromadorea; Rhabditida; Trichostrongylidae
Source: the annotation of a GenBank genome assembly
AUGAAGUCAUUCGACAUGACGGAAUUUGGAGGAUUUUCCCUCGUUCAUCGCAAAUACAUCCGCGCUCUUGAAAGGAACGUUGUUCUUCUGAGCGCUGAGCUUGACACUUAUCUCAUCGACGAGAACGACCAUGCACCGGACAUCGCCGGUCCAUCAGAAGUCCAAAUUCCUGAGGAUGCCGAGCGAGGCACAAUCGUCGCACGAUUCACUGUCACCGAUCGUGAUGCCGGUGAUCAUGCAAGGAAAAAAAUCAGCAACAUGCGAACAAAACAGUACAUGGGAGAGAAUGAGUUGCAAAAUUGGCGCGUUUUUUCCGCCUGCGACACGUUCAAACUUAACACGUUAGUGGAUGCAUAA